Messenger RNA from Pygocentrus nattereri (red-bellied piranha), 1938 nucleotides. RefSeq names its product cell division cycle 42 (gene cdc42). The record is from RefSeq and is a predicted model, not a curated record. Gene Ontology annotation, molecular function: GTPase activity; GTP binding. Gene Ontology annotation, cellular component: dendritic spine. Gene Ontology annotation, biological process: modification of synaptic structure; small GTPase-mediated signal transduction. The transcript has 6 exons. NCBI's taxonomy places the organism in Eukaryota, Metazoa, Chordata, Actinopteri, Characiformes, Serrasalmidae. The coding region runs from base 141 to 716 and encodes 191 amino acids.
UGUCAAUGAAUUUUUAACGUUACGCCCCUGCGCCUUUCCCUGGGAAACCCCGAGCACGGAGCUGCCAACGCCCGGCGCAGAGAAACAAACAGAGCGGAUACGAUCUUGAAUGAGAAGAGUGGAUUGGUAAAAGCACAGCUAUGCAGACGAUCAAGUGCGUUGUGGUUGGCGAUGGUGCCGUUGGUAAAACCUGUCUAUUAAUCUCCUACACAACUAACAAAUUCCCAUCUGAAUAUGUACCAACGGUCUUUGAUAACUAUGCAGUAACAGUUAUGAUCGGUGGUGAACCUUACACCCUUGGACUGUUUGAUACUGCAGGUCAGGAAGAUUACGAUAGAUUACGACCUCUGAGCUACCCCCAAACAGAUGUGUUCUUAGUCUGUUUUUCAGUUGUUUCCCCCUCUUCAUUUGAAAACGUCAAAGAAAAGUGGGUACCUGAGAUCACCCACCACUGUCCAAAGACUCCCUUUCUCCUGGUGGGGACGCAGAUUGAUCUGAGAGACGACCCCUCCACUAUCGAGAAGCUUGCAAAGAAUAAACAGAAGCCAAUCACUCCGGAGACGGCCGAGAAGCUGGCCCGCGAUCUGAAGGCUGUCAAAUACGUGGAGUGCUCCGCUCUCACGCAGAAAGGCCUAAAGAAUGUAUUUGACGAGGCGAUUUUGGCAGCCCUGGAACCCCCUGAGCCCAAGAAGAAGCGUAAAUGCGUGCUGCUAUGAGCACCCUUUCCUUCUCUCCCCUCCUUGCUCUGCUAAGGCUGGCCAACAGCUUUGUACUCUAAAAGCAAUGUAUGAAAGAAGUGAGUUUAAAUUUUUGCUCUGCAAUAAAUAUAUAAAGACUACCCUGCACACUCAAACACACAAACAAUGCACACACGUCAGUCACACAACAGGAGUCAGAUAUAAGAUUGAGUUCCCUACCAACACAGCUAUUAACCCACGAAUCUAGAGGGCCUUUUCUAGUUUACAUUUGAGAUGUUCUAAAUAUCUACUUCACGGUGAGUUGUAGAGAUGCUGCCUUGACUUGAGAAUUUGCCAUUUAACUGAGUCGUAACAGCUACUUGCUCUUCGAGAGGUUUGGUUACUAAACCCGAGUGAACUUGCUCACGCUUGUAGCCUUGUGAACCGCCCUCUCUAGCUGGAGUUGGCCCUAAUCCCUGCUUCACCCUCGGUCGUCACCAGAAGUGCUCGGAAAAAAUUAGCUCCUUUGCCAAUAUUCCCACGUGACAGACGGUUGAGUCAGUAACGAUGUAAAUAAGAGUGGUUUAAAUGGGUGUUGAAUGGGGCAGAGAAUUGGUUUUGUCAAGCAGGGAACGUUCUAACAGUGUUAGCAGAACAAGUGGCAUCCUAAUGCGUUACCAGGGACCACAGAAGCUUUUCUCAGAAACUUGUUGUAAUGCAUGUAGGUAAGCCUCUGGUUUCCUUUGGAUAGGUUAACUUUAAUUAAUAAUAAUGUAAGCUGACAAAAGUUGUUGUAGACUCCACUUGUUUUUACCAAAACUCUUUUUCUUUCUUUUUUUUUUUUCCAUUGUGAAUUUUUUUUUUUUUUUUUUCCUUCUUCUGUUUUGCUUUUUGUUUUUUUAUUUGUUUUUUUUUUUUUUUUUUUUGUUUUGUUUUUUUUUUAAUAGUUCUGGUCACUUUUGUCAUUAUUUAGGGGCCGGAUCCCAGCAACACACUGAUCCACCUGUGAUUAUAAAGACUUUCCCUUCUCUAAAACAAUCGAUUAAAACCGUUCCCUCAACUAUUCAUUGACCGAACCAAGUUUACUUAUCGGUGUUGCACAGGUGGAUCAAGGUUGGCCUGAUUUCCAGUCAUUAUCACCCUUAUUUGUUCGUUUUGUUUUUGUUUUGGUGUUCAACCAAAUGCUAUGUAUGAAGUCUGUCCUUUGUACUGUAUAUGCAUUCUUUUAAAAAUUAUUAAACUUAUACCUUAAUUGCCUUUA